This is a messenger RNA of Neospora caninum, 3048 nucleotides long. RefSeq names its product putative AGC kinase TgPKG1. Bases 1 to 3048 code for a protein of 1015 amino acids. Gene Ontology annotation, molecular function: ATP binding; cAMP-dependent protein kinase activity; cGMP-dependent protein kinase activity. The transcript is spliced from 19 exons. NCBI's taxonomy places the organism in Eukaryota, Apicomplexa, Conoidasida, Eucoccidiorida, Sarcocystidae. The record is from RefSeq and is a predicted model, not a curated record. Gene Ontology annotation, biological process: peptidyl-serine phosphorylation; signal transduction. Gene Ontology annotation, cellular component: cAMP-dependent protein kinase complex.
AUGGAUACUGGGGAAAGGGAGAGGGGGCGGGAGAAGGACGAGAAAGUGGACGAAGCGGUUGUUUCGUCUUCGCGGUCUCUGCAAUCUGCCGUGGAGGCCUUUGAACGCACCGUCACGCGCCUCGCGUGUCUGAGGGAAGGAGAGAACGGCGAGACACAACAUGCAAAGAGGACUGAAGAAUCUGAAGACAACAUCGAGGCUGUGGGCAAGGCGGGUCUCAACAAGCGACACAGGGAGAUCUCGGCCGCCCUGACGAUCGGCGCGGUGUCUGCCGCCGCAGCCGCGGCGACAGCCGCCAGCCAGACGGAGCGCGAACUUCCGCAGCAGAUUUGGAGGCCGCACAGGACGCGAGUUCCCCGGAAGAGAACGGACAGGAAGUGGGAAAGGCUGAACUCGACGGUGCACGGAGGGCUUCCGUUCGGGCGACAUCCAGGGGGACAGCUCGGCGAGAAAAGCGAUUUGGACUGUUUUGUCUGCAGUGGCGGGGACCGGAAACCUGCGCAGAAGGCGAUUUUGAAACAGGAUGACUGUCACACGGAGGAGGAGAAACUCAGCGCUCAUCUCGCGUACCGCGAGAAGACGCCGGCUGAUUUUGCGUUGAUUCGCGACAGUUUGAAGGCGAACCUCGUGUGCUCUUCUCUGAACGAAGGAGAAAUCGACGCACUGGCGGUCGCCAUGCAGUUCUUCACCUUCAAGAAAGGCGAUGUGGUGACCCGACAGGGCGAACCCGGGAGUUAUUUCUUCAUCAUUCACAGCGGGACGUUCGAUGUGCUGGUGAACGAGAAGCGCGUGAACGCGAUGGACAAGGGAAAAGCUUUCGGAGAAAUCGCACUGAUCCACAACACUGAGAGAUCUGCGACGGUCGUCGCAAGCUCCACUGAAGGCGCCCUGUGGGGUGUCCAGCGUCACACUUUCAGAGAAACGCUGAAGCAGCUGAGCAGCCGCAACUUUGCGGAGAAUCGUCAGUUCCUGGCAUCCGUGAAGUUCUUCGAGAUGCUCACCGAGGCGCAGAAAAAUGUUAUCACGAACGCGCUGGUCGUCGAGAACUUCAAACCCGGACAGCCCAUCGUAAAAGAGGGCGACGCCGGGGACGUGCUGUACAUCCUCAAGAGCGGCAAAGCGAAAGUCUCCAUCGGCGGCAAGGAAAUCCGCAUUCUGAGGAAAGGCGACUAUUUUGGAGAACGUGCACUGCUGUACAAGGAGCCUCGCAGCGCCACGAUCACCGCGGAAGAGUUCACGGUCUGUGUCUCGAUUGGCCGAGAACUCCUCGACCGGGUGCUCGGAAACCUCCAGCACGUCCUCUUCAGAAACAUCAUGGUUGAGGCGCUCCAGCAAAGCAAAGUCUACGAGUUGUUCCAGGGAGAUCAGCUGAGCAAACUGAUCGAGGCCGCCGUCGUCAAGGACUACGCCGCAGACUACGUGAUUCUCGACAAGGAAAACAAGACCAAGGGGAUUCGCUUCUUCUUUGUUCUCGAAGGAGAGCUAUCUGUGUAUGCCUACGUGCAAAAUUCGACGACGAAAGAGGAAGAGCGGAAACUGACGGCGACGCUGAAACGCGGCCAAGCAUUUGGGGAAGAAUACGUCCUCAAUCCAACUCGACCUUUUAACCAUUACGUCAAAAGCGUCGGUCCUUGCAAGCUUGCCUUGUUUACGUCGUCUGUGCUGACGGCGACUCUGGGAGGAGAAGACAUCGACGAGACGCUCGACUUCAACAACAAACGCACGAUUAUUCGAAAGAUGUACAUUUUCAGAUAUUUGUCGGACCAUCAGAUGACCAUGCUUAUCAAAGCCUUCAAGACUGUCCGAUACAUGUCAGGAGAGUACAUCAUCAAGGAGGGCGAGCGCGGCACGCGGUUCUUCAUCAUUAAAGCGGGCGAAGUCGCGAUUUUGAAGAACAGCAAGCGGCUGAGAACGCUGGGCCGGCAUGACUAUUUCGGAGAGAGAGCGUUGCUCUACGACGAGCCUCGGACGGCGUCUGUGUGCGCCAAUUCGGCGGGCGUAGAUCUCUGGGUUGUCGACAAGUCGGUCUUCAACGAGAUCAUCAAGGGCCCUAUGCUUGCUCACUUGGAAGAGAGAAUUCGAAUGCAAGAUACCAAGGUCGAGUUCCAGGACUUGCAAGUUGUCAGAGUUGUCGGCAGGGGAACCUUCGGCACGGUCAAGCUGGUUCGCCAUGUACCCACAAACAUUCGAUACGCGCUCAAGUGUGUGUCGAGGAGGAGCGUCAUUGCUCUCAGUCAGCAGCAACACAUUCGUCUUGAGAGAGAAAUUAUGGCCGAAAAUGAUCAUCCUUUCAUCAUUCGGCUAGUGAGAACGUUCCGGGACAAGGAGUUCCUCUACUUCCUCACGGAACUUGUAACAGGAGGCGAGCUGUACGAUGCAAUCCGGAAGCUAGGCCUUUUGGCACGGCCCCAGGCGCAGUUCUACCUCGCCUCCAUUGUCCUCGCUAUCGAGUACCUCCAUGAGCGAAACAUCGCUUACCGGGACUUGAAACCGGAAAACAUUCUCCUCGACAAUCAAGGCUACGUGAAGCUCAUCGACUUCGGCUGUGCAAAAAAAAUGCAAGGCCGCGCGUACACCCUCGUCGGCACGCCCCACUACAUGGCGCCUGAAGUCAUUCUUGGCAAGGGCUACACGCUGACAGCAGACACGUGGGCGUUUGGAGUUUGCCUCUACGAGUUCAUGUGCGGUCCCCUCCCGUUUGGAAAUGAUGCAGAAGAUCAACUUGAAAUCUUCAGAGACAUUCUCACAGGAAAGCUCGUUUUCCCGCAUUACGUCACCGACCAGGAUGCGAUUAACUUGAUGAAGAGACUGCUUUGUCGUCUUCCGGAGGUUCGAAUCGGAUGCUCCAUCAACGGCUACAAAGACAUCAAGGAACACGCGUUUUUCGGUGAUUUCGACUGGGACAAGCUCGCGGGUCGCGGAUUGGCGCCGCCGCUCGCUCCGAAAGGCGAAACCUACGCAGAAGAUACCGAACAAUCCUCUUUCGAGUUGGACGAGGACGACUCGAUUGUCCUAGAAGAUGAAUAUGACUGGGACAAGGAUUUCUGA